Messenger RNA from Podarcis muralis (Common wall lizard), 738 nucleotides. It is a transcript of the gene FAM237B, whose product is annotated as family with sequence similarity 237 member B. The record is from RefSeq and is a predicted model, not a curated record. NCBI's taxonomy places the organism in Eukaryota, Metazoa, Chordata, Lepidosauria, Squamata, Lacertidae.
UACAGCAGCAACCAUUACCUCGCUAGCAACAGAAAGCAGUUUCAGACUUCUGGUCUUUGGGAACCCCCUCCACCCCUUUGUGUCCAAGUGGUCAGUCAACACAGACUGCCUUCUGUCACUGAAUAUUUGCACUCAAGAAGGCUAUAUUUCAAUACCUCUGUGCAGCAUGGAAUUUGUACGCAGCAGAAAGUGGCAUCUCCAAAUGGGUUGUCUCUUGAUGGUGAAUUUAGUUUAUGGCAACCUGGAAUAUCAAAAAGAAGCCUUUGCCGGCCUGGGAGAGAUUGAUCAUCAUUGUUGGGAAAUCUCCUCUCGUAGGCUGGUGGAAGUGAAGAAACUCAGGGUAUCAAGCACAGUUACUGCUCUCUGGGAAUUCAUGAUGUUCCUGAAAGGGUCGUCUAAACCCAAGCAUAAUGACAUCUUCAACAGUUUAGCUCAGAACUUCUGGGAUAUGUAUGUAGAAUGCAUUCUCUCAAGUUCUCACGGAAUGGGCAGGAGACAAUUAGCAUCCACAGAGAAUACUUUUACAUAUGGACAGAAAGCAUCAGAAGAUACUACCUUUUCCUCCAAUGAGCUCAAGGUUCUCCGCUCCCUGUUUUAUCUUCACAACAACCCUGUGAGGCUUCACAAACCUCAGCUGUAGAGCAAAGAGGCAAAUCUACAGAAGACACCUCACCCAGAUGAUUCCACACUGAACGAAGCUUUCAAAAAGCACAUAUUUUACUGUAGAUAUUUCUGAGA